GUCUCGCCUUGAGACUGCUCUGCAAUAAUAUUAAGGAAAAAUCAACCACGCCUCUUAGGAAAAGGGAAUCUAGGCUCUGGCCCUGGACCCAAGUUAAGGAUCCAGUUUUCUCUGGUACAGAGUUUCCUUUCAGUCCGUCAGAGGCUAUCCUCCCCAAAGGAAUCCAACAAAGGGUGUUUUUGAGGAGCAUUGUGGGAAUUUCCUAAGACAUGGGCUGGACGGCAGUGACAUUAAGUUCUCUGUCUCUGCCUGAGAGGCGCAGCUCUCAGUAAUUCUGAGUAACCAGGGAAGACGCAGCUGAACCAAAGCUGGAGAGUGUUUUACAUAGUCCUAUAGGAGAAGAAAAGAACGAUAUUUUUCCGAGCUUUUCUGGAGCAAAGGAUGCUUGAGGGAGUGAAAGAGGGAUUAUGAGAGAGGAGGAACCUGUUCACACCCAGUGACUUCCCAACAUCGCUAGCAGGAACACUCAUCAGGCAGCCAAGGUGAAAACACAGAGGCUCUAAAAUGUCUACACACAACAAGGCCAAAGUUUUCUUAAUAUCUUUGAGUAUGGUCGCUUUUGUGGUUAUGGUGGUGAUGAAUGGUGCGGCAGGUUCUGGAGCAUUCAAAGGUAUAUUCCAGAGAACUGUUGGAAACAUCUCCAACAAGUAUAACACUGACUUGACCCCAGCUGGCUGGACCUUCUUCAUUUGGAAUGUCAUCUAUUUGUGGCAGUUAGCUUGGCUUGGCUAUGCUCUAUCUGGAAUCUGCAGAAGGAAUGAACUUGGAUGGUUCUACGCGAAACCAGAUGUCUUGCCAAUUCUGUUUUACGUGGUGUGGAUCCUGAAUAACGCCUUGAAUGUUGGGUGGCUGUUUCUAUGGGACAAAGAAUACCUCAGCCCUGCUCUGCUUAUCCUCACAGGGCUCACAGGUUCCAAUUAUGUGAUUCUCUCCUUGGCCUGUCGAGGACUCCAUUCCCAUAGAACCUGGCUUCAGAAUCACCAUAGGACUGACCUGUGGCUCCUCCGCAUUCUGGUGCAGAAUGGGAUUGCACUUUAUGCCACAUGGACCACAGUGGCAACACUAUUGAAUUUUGCAGUUGUGUUGAUAUACAGCAUGGGAGUGGCCAACCAGACUUCCACUACUAUUGGCCUGUCUAUUCUUCUCAUGCUGCUGGUGGUCUGGUUCUACCUGGAAAACUUCCUCCUGGAUAAAUAUGUGCAUUACAUCCUCACUGUAUACCCGGUGGUCAUGGUCGCAUUGUCUGGCAAUAUUGCUCAGCACUAUAAUACAUCUGCUCCAAGCAGAAACAACAUCUUCGCAGUUGUCCUGAUGGUUGCGACAAGUGUGAUGUUUUUGGUUCGGCUUGGCCUGGUUACCUGCAGGCAUCGCUAUCAGCCGCUUACUGUGAGUGAGUCAUUGUUUUCAGAGCCGGUAAAGCUAGGAAAGAACCUCAGAGAUGCUGAAGAUGACCUUAGGAAAAGAAGCUACAGAUCUCAGGAGAUGGAGCCAGAACACCUUGCUGUGAAGUCAUUCUAAUUAUGGGCAAGACCAUUGAGCAUCAGGGCUUUGCCUCAUGCCAAAACAGCUGUGGAAUAUGGAUGAAUGAAACGCAUUUAUUCAGCAUUUACUAAGUGCUAACCAUUAGGUUAAUUGUUAGGGAUACAAAUACAGAAGUGAGACCUCAUCUUUGUCUUCAAAGGGCUUUUUAGGGGAAAACAAAGCAUAUGGUGGCCUAGGAAUAAUAUUUUGGCCUGGGAAGUAGCAGGAAUGGCAUAUGGAGCCCUAGAGGAAUCAAAUAAUUACUUUUUUUUAAAAAAUUUCUCUUAAAAUAAAUAAACGUUUAUUUUCCUUUUUCCCACUUUCCCCAAUUGGGAAAAAAAGAAAAAUAAAACUUUUGUGCCAAAUAUGCAGAGUUAAGCAAAAUUAAUUCCCAAAUUAUCCACAUCCAAAAAUGUAGGUUUCAUUCUUCAUCUUGAAUCUAUCACAUCUCUAUCAGGAGGUGAUAGCAUGGCUCCUUAUCAAACCUUUGGAAUCAUGGUUGGUUACUGCAUUGAUCAGAGUUUAUAAUUCUUUCAAAGCUGUUUGCCUUUAUGACGUUGC
Phascolarctos cinereus (koala) is the source of this 2082-nucleotide messenger RNA. RefSeq lists its product as uncharacterized. Lineage: Eukaryota; Metazoa; Chordata; Mammalia; Diprotodontia; Phascolarctidae. The record is from RefSeq and is a predicted model, not a curated record.